Molecule: messenger RNA, 5496 nt
Organism: Pseudozyma flocculosa PF-1
Lineage: Eukaryota; Fungi; Basidiomycota; Ustilaginomycetes; Ustilaginales; Ustilaginaceae
Exons: 2
Coding region: 1-5496 (1831 amino acids)
Source: RefSeq, a predicted model, not a curated record
AUGGAACAGCUCACCGAGCUCCAAGCGCACCUACACCGCCUACCCGUCCAGCUCGCCAGCUCUGCCCGCCUCGACGAUGCGCUGCAGCACCGCCUCCACGCCGUCUCGCUCGCGCUGCGCGCCCUCUCGGACCUCGAAUCCGAUCGCCUCGGCCUGGAACGUGCUCACCAGAGGAUCGCCACGCUCAGCCAGGCCGUCACGGGCGAAUGGGCCAGCGAGAUAGCCCGGCAGACUGCUCCGCCUGCCUCUGCAGCGCCAAAGAGCAGCGGCGAUGGCAGCGGCAGCGGCGGCGGCGGAUCAUCAUCGCUCACGCGGUCUUUCAGCUCUUCCGCAGCGCUUGCUGGCUCGAACAGCCCCUCGUAUCCGCUAGCGACCCCCAGCAAACUCUUGGCAUCGCCGUCCUCGUUGCUAUCGGGAUCGCCGACGGGCCAGCGCGACGCCGCUCUGCGCCAGGCUCUCGGGAAGGAGGCUGCCGGGUUCGCCGAAGCCUACGGCCGUGCUCUCGGCCGCUUUGACGCCAACUGGUCCAGCGCUUCCCGCCACGCCCUCAAAGGCCACCAGGCGGACGAGGGUUGGCUCGGGACGGCUCCGAGACCGCGACAUCGCCAAGGGAAAGGGGCCAACGCUGCGGCCAUCGGAGACGGACCGACCCCACUCUCCGGCUGGAUCGGCCCAAACACGCCAUUGGGCGACUCGGACGGUGCUGGCGCUACGGCUCUGCCAACCAAGGACGCCAGUCUGUUGCUCAAGGUGCUCCGAUUCGGCAUCGGCAAUCUCCGGGCGCUAGCCUCGUCCAUCAUACGGGCAUCGGUCAGCGACAGGUCAGGCGGAGAGGCGUCGCACUCGCAGAGGCUCUCGCCAGAGGAUGUCGCGGCCGCCUUUGGCGUCGUCAUCGCGGCAAGGGGAACCUCGGCCGCGCUCGAGCUCGCCGAGCACAUCUUUGUGCGGGGCAUCAAGCAGAGCGAUCAGCUCGAUGGCAGGGAAGCCGACCUCCUCUUCAUGACCGUGCUCGACAUCCUGCACGCGGCCGAUCUGCGGGAGCAGGGCGAUGAUGUAGCCGCCUGUGAGCGGGACCUGCAACGGGACCCGCUUGCGCCUUCGCCUGCCCUCGAGAUUGAACUUCUCGCCUUCCUCGAAGAGUGUCGCCGAAGGGAGACGACCGCCUCGCCGAGGCAGCUCGAAGGUUUUGGCAGAAGACCAUCGCACCCGCUCUCUGCAGAGCUAUCGGCCAGCAUAUGGCCGCGCUCCGCGACAGCGCCGCUGUCUGCGCUCGGCAGCAGCGCGGCUGAUGCGUGGAACGCGAGCCUUCACUCGGGCAUGACAACGAUCAGCGGCCUACUGACGGCCGGGGGCAACAUUGGCAGCAAGCUCAUCGGCCGUGCAGGCACAGACGCCAGCCAUGCCGUGGUUGCCGGGUCAGAAAAGCAGAGCGAAGCAACACAGCGCGGAAAUGAGCAAGAUCCUGCGGCCACACCUCAGGAGCGCCUUAGCGAAGAUCGCAAGGACGAUGGCAUCAAGGUGCCCCCCACCCUGUCUGUGUCGCGCUUCGUCAAGCCGACCACGGGUGCUGCUGCGACGACUGCAGGAGUGCAUGCCGAGCGACCGGAGCUUUCAGCGCCUGGUGGGCCGUCCGGCGACUCAGACGCCAAGCACAUCGCGCUCGGGAGCAGCUCUGCCUUCAAGCUGCUCGGUGCGUCCGCCAUGGGUGGUCCCGCAGCACAGGUAUCUUCGGCUUCGAUGGCAGCAGUCGGUACGGCAAAAAGCCCAGCCAAAGACGCCCAUUCGGCGCUUGAAGCGAUAGCCGCCGCGAGCGGCUCACCAUCGCCGGAGGCUUCACCCUUCAGGCCGAGGCCGAGGCGGAUCGCGAGUAGCGGCCAAACGGUCAAUCUCGCCGCCAAAGAGGCUGAGCCCGCCGAUCCCGUCACGGCUUUCGCGCCGCGGGUGCUGCAAAUCCUCAUCGGCGGCUCAGCGUCUGGAGAUGAAAAGACGGCCGGCGUUGGUGCGAGGUCCUCGCUGCCUCUAGCCUGCCGACUGUCGAACCGCCUGUUGCGCAAGCAUUUCCCAGCCUCGGAAUUCCCCGAGGAGAGCCGUAAGAUCCGUCUCGUCAUCGUCGUGAGAUGGUUCGCCUUCACGGUCCUACGCGACCUCAUCACGCACCCCGAGAACCUGGGCAGGUCACUGCGCGGUGGCAAGCUCCUUUGGGCCGCCCACAGCACACGGCUGCCGGUCGACGAUGCGCUUUCAUAUGAAGACCUGCGUGACGCGACCGCGGACAAGGGCAUCCGAGGAUUCGAGGAUGUGUGGACGUCUGACGAAGUCUCGUGCCGAGCGCUCAACGGGCUGCAUCGCGCCCUGUAUAGCGGGAUCGUCAAGUGCGCCCGCGUGUCCUCGGUGUCGCCGGUCCAGUUCGAGCAGCCCGAGCAGCCCGAAGGCCUCGCCGCUGGGUGUCGACGCUUGCUUGAUCUUUUUGGCGCCGAUUACGAGGUGCACAAUAGAUCAAGCGACGCAGGUUUUGACGCUGCGCAGCCGGCUCCUGCCACCGAGGCCAAGGCCUUCUCGCUGUCCCGCAACGAAGCUCUGGCCUUCACCCAGGCUUCGGUCCUUGGUUUUCUCGAUGCCGCCUGCUGCAACACUAGAGUCGCGCCCGCAACGGGCGAAUCAGGCGCGCCGCAUCCGAGCCGUCGUCAUGUUGAGAGGAAGGACGUCGAAUCGCUGCUGGAAGCGAUCAGGGAAUCUACGCGGCCAGGCAAGUCGGCCGACUCGACGGAUGCCUACGAUUUGCCUCUCCUCUAUGCCGCUUUCGACUCGCGGCGGAUGAAGGCAUGCGUCUCGACGUCCCUUUCCGAGGUCGAUUGCUUCGUCGAGGAGGCACAGCAGGCUCUUGCACAGCGUCCACGGGGCGACUUCAGCCUCAGCUUAGACCGCACCACCUUCCGUCGGCCUACGCAAGCCAGUACGGAUCCGGAUCCCGACGCUACCACGAAGGCACAAUCAAGCUUCCUCGCCGCCGACAUUGCUGGUCCGAGCUCGGGUUUCUCCGUUGCCUCGUCAUCAGCCCAGUCCGAGGAGCAGGCAGACGCCUGCUGCGACUGGGAGAGCCCGCCGUGCUCGCCAUUCGCCGAGAAAACGCUCGAUUCUCUCUUCCAACUCGACGCAAACGUGGUCGAUAACACUCGUCGGGAUGGCGCGGCGACGCCGAAGCCGCGGUGUGCUGAUCCAGCGGUAGGGUCGAUUGCGCAGACCUUCGCUAGCGUUGCCUCCACCUCACGGGCCUCGCCCGUCACGAAUGCGCCGACUCAUGUCCUGCUGCAGCAGGGGCACGAUGCCGGUUCAAGCACUGGUCCCUCGGGUUUGAGCCAUCUGCCGGUUGAAGAAGUCCGCCGCGGCAUGCUGGCUCUCAUUCGGAGAGGGUACAGCACGCGCAGCGCCCCUUCGCUGCCGGAGACCUUCGAGGUGGCGACACGACGAGCCGAGGAGCACGAGAACUUUGUCGAUGCGGUGCUCUUCCGGCAGACGGCCGCGGUACUGCGGUACUGCUCCAGGGCCGCUCCGUCCUUGAUCAGCGCGCCUGGGCGCUCGAGUGGCACCGACUUCGCCCCGCUCGCCGAGCGGAUCCUUCUACCGUUCCGGGACGAGGUCAGGAAGUGCGAGUCUCAUCAAGUCAAGACGCAGGCGCGCCUAUCGCGGCUCGAAGGCGAAUGGACCGAGUUGAGCACCAAGGCUCGCAUCCUGCUCAGCAGCCUCCAGGAGCUCCGGACCCGCUGCUGGUACGCGUGCGAAAUCCGCACCAGUCCCGAGGUGGCCAGCAGCAUCAUGGCCGCCACACUCGGUCUUCAUGGACACCACGACCACGGCAGUGACGAGCGCGCGAGUGGAGAACCGAAUUGGUUUGAGAGCCUGGGCAUCCACGACCUUUCCCUGCCAGCGGACAAGGCGAGCUUCGUCCAGGGGCUCGAUCCGGCAUUCCAGAAGAUCGUGCGCGACGCCGGCAGCUUCUUUUCGUCACCGCUCUGGAGCAGGGAGGCGCUGCUCGCCAAGCCGUUCCUCUCGUCGCGGAAGCGCAGGGGAAACGCGGCUGCCAGUGUCGAUGCAGAGGACCUGGCGAUCUUCACAUUUGGCGUCGCGACCAAGGCGCUUCUACAGGCUGGCGAGCUCCCAGCCGAGCCUGUGGUAGGCCUCGAGACGUUUCUGCAGCGGGUCCAGCUCGCCGCUACGGGACUGCUGCUCUCCGAGGCCAUGGCGAUGGCCACGCAGACCGAGGCUGUGAUGGCAACGACGAACGGAAGAGAUUCUUCUGCUGCCGCUGGGAGGAAUGACCCAGACAAGUGGGUCAGGGCAUUCCUGGGCCGGGUAGAAGGCUCGCUGCAACAUCGCGAUCCAGAGCUCGCGUCGAAGCUGUCAUCGAGCGGCGUCGAUCGUCUGCUGCAGCGCUUUGACCAUCAUCCCAGCCCGCACCACAAGAUGCGCGCCCUGUUCAACAUCACGAGGCUGGUCGUGACGCAGCUUAGCCUCGUCUCGGUCCCAGAGGCACCCGCGGCGGCUGCACAGUCCGCAGCAGCAGCGGGAGGACCAUCCACGGCUCCACUGCCGCCGCCGCUGCUGCGGGACGGACUCGGACACUUGCCACGGCGCUCGAACGCAUCGCACCAUCUGAGCGUCGUCGAGGGCGGAAAGCGGGCGUCCAUCUGGCACAGCAGAAGGUCGACGACCGCCUCAUCCGUACACGAUCCGGCCGGCGCCGCUGCGGUACAGCUCGGGAGUAGCCCAACGGCGGGGGGAACCUGCAGCCCGGCGCGCAUCUCGCUCGCCUCGCGGCCCUCGAGCAUCGGCGGGCUUUCAAACGGGCCCAGACGAGCGCGGCGGGCACUGUCGAUGUACGUCGACGACGACCUCGACGAGGAGGAUGCCGAGUCGCGCGGUGCUGGCACCGCCGACGACGACGACGACGAGACGGGGCCGAGGGGAGGGAUGCCUAACAUCCAUGACCUGCUUUCACUCAUGGACUUUGAUGGGACCCAACGAGAUGUCCCCUCGACGGGCACCGACCACUUUGCCGCCCCGCCUCUACCAACCCGUCCAGCCGCAGCGUUACCCCUCCAGCAACCAGAACCGCCCUCGACGGAUACGCUGCUCAACGUCCUCGAGAGCGUCCUGAUCCACACUCUUUCGUUGCCUGCGUCAGCGUCGGCGUCGGCGUCACAAGGCCGGCUGAAGAACGUCUACCUGCACCUCCAGCUCAUCUGCGCCUUUUCACCCACCGCCAUCCUCGACUGGAAGGAAGAGGGCAAGGCGCUGUGGGACGCCGUGCUCGCCGCCUCGAGCGUCCGGUCAGAGGUGGCGAGCAGAAACCUCGACCUGGUCCGGUCCGGCCGCAUCAAGGAUGAGAGGCAAAGGCAGGAAGUGGUCGAGAUCGCACGGGGCGAGGGCAUCGAUACACCCGAGGCACAGCUUCCUGACCCGGUCUCCGGUUCUGACAGCCCGCUGCCACGUGUUUAG